AAAGCUUACAACUUUUUUCUUCGUUCUUCUUUCUUUUAUAAAUUUUCUCACCCAUUUUUCACCAAUUCUCUCUACUUAAAAAAACCAACCCCCUAAAUCUCCCAAAUCCUUCACCCACGCGUAAAGCUUUCAUCUUUGGAUAAAUUCCAGAUCGCAAAAUCAGAUUUUUUUUUUAGUUUGUUUCAGAUCAAUCAGAGGAGAUGGAGAAUAACAACAACAAUCAGCAAUCUUUUUGGCAGUUCAGCGACCAGCUGAGAGUUCAGACACCAAAUCUAGCGAACCUGUCGCUUAAUGACUCGAUCUGGAGCACCAACUCUGUCUUCAAAGAGCGUCGUAACUUGGACAUCGCGGCCUCUGCCGACAAGAACAUCAACCAGAUCGACUAUCAUCUGAACCAGAAUCAGAAGAAGACUAGUUCCGACAACAUCAAUUCCAACUGGAACUGGAAGUCUUCUGGUCCAAACAACAACGACAACAUGGGUGGUUUGGGCUUCGGACCCGUCGGAUCAAAAUCCACUUUUGAUUUGAAGAACCCAACCGACAAAUUCAACUCCCCUUUCAACGACACCUGGAAAUUCAACUCAGUCAACGCCAACGUUAACGGUUACACACCGUCAGGCGCCGUUAAUGGAGAUUUCAACAAAGGGGUUUACACGUCGAUGAACAAGUAUGGGUAUAACGUGAAUCUAAAGCAAGGUGGGAAGAACAAAGGAGUCGAUGAAGAUCAUCAUCAGGUUCAGAAAGGUGGGAAGAAGAACAGAAAGAAUCAUCAGAACAGUAGCCAGAGGAACGAAGACGACAAGAAUAGUGGUUUGGACAAGAGGUUCAAGACGCUUCCUCCAGCAGAGGCUUUGCCAAGAAACGAAACCAUUGGUGGUUACAUCUUUGUCUGCAACAACGACACCAUGGAAGAGAAUCUCAAACGCCAGCUUUUCGGAUUGCCACCAAGAUACAGGGACUCGGUGAGAGCGAUAACUCCAGGACUUCCUCUGUUUCUUUACAACUAUUCCACUCACCAACUUCAUGGAAUCUACGAGGCAGCUAGCUUCGGAGGAACAAACAUUGAGUUGAAUGCUUUUGAAGACAAGAAAUGUCCAGGCGAAUCUCGAUUCCCUGCUCAGGUUAGGGCCAUAACGAGGAAAGUGUGUUUACCACUGGAAGAAGAUUCUUUCCGACCCAUUUUGCAUCACUACGACGGUCCUAAGUUCCGGCUUGAACUCAGUGUCCCUGAGGUCCUUGCUCUAUUGGACAUUUUCGAAGACCAAAACCCUUGAAAUUGGGAUACCAAUGAAGAACACGAAAUAGUGCUUUGUUAACACGAAAGAGAGAUAUACCCGAUUAUAUAUAUAUAAGUAUAAGGAGGAGUAUUAAUAAUUGUCUGAAGAAAUGGUAUCGUAUUACUAGUUUUACGGUUUCUUUUAAAGUGUUUUCCCAGAAUGUAUGGGAAAUCAGAAGAUAUGUUCUAUUUUUGCGUGGGCUGGAUGAAGAAUACAUUUCCACUUUUGUUUUUUUGUGUAAAUUAUAAAUAAAAAUAACAUUGUGUACAACUCAAAACAGCGAGAAAUGAGAUGAACUCUAUCCAUUUGUGUUUU
This is a messenger RNA of Capsella rubella, 1592 nucleotides long. Its product is annotated as B2 protein. Bases 201 to 1274 code for a protein of 357 amino acids. Gene Ontology annotation, biological process: response to endoplasmic reticulum stress. The transcript has 5 exons. Lineage: Eukaryota; Viridiplantae; Streptophyta; Magnoliopsida; Brassicales; Brassicaceae. The record is from RefSeq and is a predicted model, not a curated record.